This is a messenger RNA of Sorex araneus (European shrew), 3147 nucleotides long. RefSeq names its product DDB1 and CUL4 associated factor 17 (gene DCAF17). Gene Ontology annotation, biological process: protein ubiquitination. The record is from RefSeq and is a predicted model, not a curated record. The transcript is spliced from 14 exons. Lineage: Eukaryota; Metazoa; Chordata; Mammalia; Eulipotyphla; Soricidae. Gene Ontology annotation, cellular component: Cul4-RING E3 ubiquitin ligase complex. Bases 283 to 1866 code for a protein of 527 amino acids.
GUGAGGAAGUGGCUGCGGCCGGCCGUGCCGGACGGGAGCGUCAGAGUGGCCGCAGCCGGCGCCGGAGCCGGAGCAGGUUUAAGGGGCCGGCCGUGAAGGGCUCGUCUGUUUUUCUUCCCCGAUCUUUGCAUUUGAUAACCCCGCUCUGCUCCUAUCAGCUGCUUUCGGUGCCCUUCCAAAGAGUUGGGAACCUCGCGAUAGCUGCCGUUGCCGCCGCCCCCCCCCCCCACGCGGGAGUGAGGGGCGCACCCCCUCUGGGCCUCCGCCAACCCCACUCCCUCCAUGGGCCCAAUCCGGAAGCCCAACGUGUGCCACCGGCUGAAUCGGCGGGCGCUGGGCUUCUUCUCGCGCGACGCAGGCGUGGUGCAGAGGACGAACCUGGGCAUCCUGCGCGCGCUGGUGUGCCAGGAAAGUACUAAAUUUAAGAAUGUUUGGACAACUCAUUCCAAAUCACCUAUUGCCUAUGAAAGAGGAAGAAUAUAUUUUGACAAUUAUCGGUGCUGUGUCAGCAGCGUUGCAUCAGAGCCAAGAAAACUUUAUGAGAUGCCAAAAUGUUCCAGUUCAGAAAAAAUAGAGGAUGCUUUAUUAUGGGAAUGUCCAGUGGGGGACAUACUGCCUAAUCCGUCAGAUUAUAAAUCCUCACUCAUAGCACUGACUGCCCACAAUUGGCUGCUUCGUAUAUCAACAACCACAGGAAAAGUCCUUGAAAAAAUAUACCUUGCUUCAUAUUGCAAAUUCAGGUACUUGAGCUGGGACACUCCUCAAGAAGUCGUUGCAGUCAAAUCAGCUCAGAACAAAAACUCAACUCUGGCCCGGCAGGCAGGAAUUCAGCAGCCUGUUUUGCUAUACCUUGCAGUGUUCCGUGUUCUUCCUUUUUCACUUAUAGGGAUUCUGGAGAUCAACAAAAAAAUUUUCGGGAAUGUGACAGAUGCUUCCUUGUCUCAUGGAAUACUGAUCGUGAUGUACAGCUCGGGACUGGUCAGACUCUAUAGCUUCCAAGUCAUCAUGGAACAGUUCAUGCAACAGAAACUUGACUUAGGGUGUGCAUGCAGAUGGGGUGGGACUACUGGAACUGUAGGAGAGGCUCCUUUUGGCAUUCCUUGUAAUAUUAAAAUCACAGACCUGCCACCCCUGCUCUUUGAGGUGUCCUCCCUGGAGAACGCUUUUCAGAUCGGAGGCCACCCUUGGCACUAUAUCAUCACACCUAAUAAGAAGAAACAGAAAGGAGUUUUUCAUAUCUGUGCCCUAAAAGAUAAUUCCUUGGCAAAAAAUGGGAUUCAAGAAAUGGACUGUUGCUCUCUGGAAUCUGACUGGAUCUAUUUCCAUCCGGAUGCAUCUGGUAGAAUAAUCCAUGUUGGCCCAAAUCAGGUCAAAGUUUUAAAGCUAAAUGAAGUGGAAAAUAAUAGUGGCCAGCAUCAAGUCUCUGAAGAUUUUGUCAUUUUGGCCAACAGGGAGAAUAACAAAAAUGAAAACUUAGUAACUGUUACAUCUUCUGGACGGGUGGUAAAAAGGAAUUUUAACCUUCUUGAUGAUGACCCAGAACAAGAGACUUUCAAAAUUGUGGACUAUGAAGAUGAGUUGGAUUUGCUUUCUGUGGUAGCUGUUACUCAAAUAGAUACUGAAGGGAAAGCUCAUCUGGAUUUCCACUGUAAUGAAUAUGGAACUUUACUUAAAAGCAUUCCACUAGUAGAGUCAUGGGAUGUGACAUAUAGCCAUGAAGUCUAUUUUGACAGAGACUUGGUACUACACAUAGAACAGAAACCCAGCAGAGUCUUCAGCUGCUAUGUUUACCAGAUGGUAUGUGACCCUGGGGAAGAAGAAGAAACCACAAACAGAAGCUGUGACAAAAAAAUGAGAUUUCACUAAUUUUAAAUUUUUCAGAUGUAAUUAAGAAGACUUUUAGCCAAACACCCUGGCAAUUUUGUCGAGUCGUCUUUUUUAAUCCUCUGUAUAUUAAAUUCUCCAAUAUUUUCCAGUAGAGGUAUUGUGUUGGCUUCAGAUGACGGUGACUUCUUUUCUUAGACUCUAGCUAAAGAAAGUUGUGACAAAAGAAGUCUUUGAUUCCAGAACUUUUAGCCAGGUGGUGGUGCAAAUCUGAAAUGCUGGGGAGAAGAAAAGUCAGAACCAGUUAAUUCCAGUUGCUGGAGAGAGGAACACUGCUGGGAAGGUGUUCAGCCUGGUUCUUAAAAUAUGGUCUGGAGUGUUGGUUGCCAAGACCAAGAAAGGUAAAAAGGAAAAAAAAAUACUGAAUUUUUGUUUAUGGAUAUGAAAUGUUAUCUCUCAUGUGAAAGCUAGAAAGGUUUUUAAGAAAAAUUAUAUUUGUAUAUCUGUGUUGUUUUUGUGUAUAUGUUUAGUAAUUGACUUUUGUUCUUUUUAUUUUUUUAAAUGGGCUGGAGCAAUAGCACAACAGGUAGGGCAUUCGCCUUGCAAGUGACCGACCCGGGUUCGAGUCCUCCACCCCUCUCGGAGAGAGCCUGGCAAGCUACCGAGAGUAUCUCGCUCUCACUGCAGGGCCUGGCAAGCUCCCCGUGGCGUAUUUGAUAUGCCAAAAAUAGUAACAACAAGUCUCACAGUGGAGACGUUACUGGUGCCCGCUCAAGCAAAUCGAUGAGCAAUGGGAUGACAAUGAUACAGUGAUUUUUUAAAACAUGUUUUUAUUAUUACAACAUCAUGAUUUACAAAAUUAUUCACAGUACAGUCGUUCCAGGCAUGCAGUGUUCCAACACUAAUUCCACCACCAGUGUGACCUUCCCUCCACCCAUGUUCCUAGUUUCCCUCCCACCCCCCAAACCUCCACCCUUAUCAAGCACAUGACAAAUUUACUUUAUAUUGCUUGCCAAAACAAAAUGGCAAAUGGAAUUGUCAAAAAAUAAAUAAAAGUCAAUUUAUGAUGAUUGAUUGUUAUCUCUCACAAUGGUGUUUCUAGGUCAUUGAGAAUUUAGUGGGCUAGUUCAAGGAGAAAGACAUUCUAAAAAUGUUAACUGAGUGUUAGAAACCCAUUAACUCAUUUUUAAAAAUUGAAUAGCUGUGUGAUACACAGUUACAAAGCUAUUCAUGAUUGGGUUUGUUCAUACAAUGUUCCAAUACCCAUCCUUCACCAGUGUACAUUUCCCACCACCAGUGUCCCCAGUUCCCUCCUGCCAGCUC